AUGCGGGGUCACAGGUAUCAGUUACAGCCGCAACUUUCAGCUCCAGCUUCAUUCCAGCUUCAUCUCAACUCAGGGACGCGAUCAUCUCCUUCUGCUAACAAGCUGGCCAGCAAACCUCCCUACCAUCCUCAAAAUAACCAGUAUCACUCUCUCAAUCCAGAAUUGAAACUAUCACACAUUUGUUUAAAGAUGGCCUUUCGCAAAGUAAAGGUCGGAAUCAUUGGGUACGUCACAAUCCAUGUCGUGGAACGUCCAUGUUCCUCCAAUAUAUUCGGCCCUUCGCUGACCACCUCAUUCUAUUUAUAUUCAUUUCGUAGUUGCGGAGAGGUGUCACAGGUGAUACAUAUACCAAAUUUCCUACACCUCUCGGACAUAUUCAUCGUCACUUACCUGUGUGAUAUUUCUGCUAUGGCCCUGGAGCAUUGCAAGAGCAAAAUCUCCAACCCGCACCUUCAGACCACCAAGAAUGCGGAAGAGUUAUGCCAGUCUCAGGAAGUGGAGGUCGUUCUUGUUGCGAGUAAUGACGCGUACCAUGUUCCGCAUACCUUGCUCGCCCUGAAAUACAACAAGUUUGUCUUUUGCGAGAAGCCAAUGGCUCUAUCGUUAAAGGACGCGGAAGCGGUCUUGGAGGCUGAAAAGCUUUCGUCUGGUAGGGUGAUGGUUGGGUAUAUGAGGCGGUAUGCAGGGGCCUUUGUCGACGCCAUCAACGAAAUAGGUGGCAUUGGCGGCGUCACUCAUGCAACAGUCAGGGACAUCCUCGGCCCCAACUCAUGUUUUAUUGCACAGUCAGGCACUUUUCCUAAGAAGUUCUCGGAUCACAAUGAAAAUGAUGCAGUAGAGCUUGCCACGAUGACAAGCCAGGCCCUGGAACAAGCAUUAUCCGUUGAGCUUGGUAUUCCAGUUAACCCAACCACUGCCAACAUGUGGAAACACUUGUCGGGGCUGGCUUCCCACGACCUGAGUGCCAUGAGAGAGUGUUUAGGUGUUCCUAACAGGGUGCUUGGUGCUUCUAUUUGUUCAGAUACAGGUCCCCAGUUCUGGAGUGCUCUGUUCAAAUAUCCAGGUUUUGCUGUCUCUUAUGAGUCGGGAUGGGAUGAGAUACCACGGUUCGAUGCGAGUAUCGAAGUGUUUGGGAGGACAAAGACCGUGAAGAUCUGCUAUGACACCCCAUAUGUCAAGGGGCUGCCGACAACCAUGGUUGUUCGUCAACUGGGUCCCAACGGUGAGUACAUAGAGUCCACCGUUCGAAAGACGUACGAGGAUCCGUUCACUCUGGAGAUGAAGGAAUUAUACGAAGCUGUGGUGAAUGAAAAUAAGAUUAUCAAGACAACAGCAACGGAUGCGGUGGCGGAUAUCAAGAUUUUCCAGAUGAUAAUGAAGACUGGGUAUGAACAGUCGCUAUGA
Messenger RNA from Trichophyton benhamiae CBS 112371, 1404 nucleotides. Its product is annotated as NAD binding Rossmann fold oxidoreductase, putative. NCBI's taxonomy places the organism in Eukaryota, Fungi, Ascomycota, Eurotiomycetes, Onygenales, Arthrodermataceae. Gene Ontology annotation, biological process: NADPH regeneration. Gene Ontology annotation, molecular function: nucleotide binding; oxidoreductase activity. Gene Ontology annotation, cellular component: cytoplasm. The coding region runs from base 1 to 1404 and encodes 467 amino acids. The record is from RefSeq and is a predicted model, not a curated record. The transcript has 2 exons.